Molecule: messenger RNA, 2087 nt
Organism: Petromyzon marinus (sea lamprey)
Lineage: Eukaryota; Metazoa; Chordata; Hyperoartia; Petromyzontiformes; Petromyzontidae
Biological process (GO): regulation of transcription by RNA polymerase II
Molecular function (GO): DNA-binding transcription factor activity, RNA polymerase II-specific; RNA polymerase II cis-regulatory region sequence-specific DNA binding
Source: RefSeq, a predicted model, not a curated record
ACUUUACCGAAAGAGCUAAGAAUAUAAAUAUCAGAUAGUUAUUUUGAAGACUACCUGGGGUACGGCUCAGUGGGCCUUACGUGGUCACAAAUAUAAAAUUGGGAGUCGUUCAGUUGUCAUCUCAACCACCCCCCCCAAAUCCCCCAACCUCUUGAGAGGAUUGGUGCAGUGUGGCUGAGCAUUGCCCCGCAUCUUGUCGCCUGCGUCUGGAGUCGCUGAAUGAGGACCGCCACUGACAAGACAUCGUCUGUGUGCAGCAGCAGCUGUGACGUCACUGACGUGGUGGAUACGUCACUGACGUGGUGGAUGAGUCACGUGAUGGCGUCAGGUGUAGCGGAGUUGGUUGAUGAUGCCUCCCGACGUCAAUGGCGGAGCCAGGAUCUUCAGAUGGACACAAAUGCGACAUCGCCGUUCAUCAAACAAGAAAAUGAAGAGAAUCCAAACCCAGCGUUGGGCCCCGACCCGACGAUGAAGUGUGAAGGUGCCGAUGCCGUUGCCAAGCAAGGACCUCGCGGGAGCCCGGGGAGCGGCGACAAGUUGGCCGUAAUGGUAAAAACCGAAGUGGAGGAAAAUGCUCCGGAUGUGAACAACGCUGAAGGCGAAGGAGCUGGCGAGGUGGCAGAGCACGAGGCAGCGGAGUCCUGCGGGUAUCUGGCCGCGCCGGGCCAGAACUUCAUCGAGGUGGAGUUGUCAGAGGAGGACGCAGCAGAUGAAGCGGGAGAAACAGAACUCCUGUGCGACGAGUGCGGGAAGGGUAGAGGCUUCGAAAUAAUGAAGACAGACAAAGCGCAACGCAGCAGCAGCAGCAUCGGCAAGACACAGGGAACCUGCAAGCGGUGCGGGAAGCCGAUGGAAGGCGCCGCGCCGUGCACGGUGGCGGUCACCGCCGAUGAGAGGAAGCUCGCGUGCAAGGAGUGCGGGAAGGGCUUUGCGACGCGGUCCACUUUGAACGCGCAUUUCCGAAUACACACGGGCGAGUGGCCGCACGCGUGCACGGAGUGCGGCAAGGGCUUCGCGACGCGCUCCAGCCUGGAGACGCACACGAGGACGCACACGGGCGAGCGUCCCCACGUGUGCGCCGAGUGCGGCAAGGCGUUUGCGCAGCGCUACCACCUGGAGGCACACUCGGUGUCGCACACCGGCGAGAAGCCGCACGCGUGCGAGGAGUGCGGCAAGGGGUUCACGCGCUUCUACGACUUGAAGGUCCACUUCAGGACACACACGGGCGAGAAGCCACACGCGUGCAAGGAGUGCGGCAGGGGAUUCGCGCACCGCUCCAGCCUGGAGGCGCACGCCGUGUCGCACACGGGCGAGUGGCCGCACGUCUGCGCGGAGUGCGGAAAGGGCUUCGCGCAGCGCUACAACCUGGAGAAGCACGCCAAGACUCACACUGGCGAGCGGCCGCACGCCUGCGCCGAGUGCGGCAAGGCGUUCGCGCACCGCUCCGACCUGGAGAGGCACAGGAGGACGCACACGGGCGAGAAGCCGCACGCGUGCGCCGAGUGCGGCAAGCGCUUCGCGCGGCGCUCCCACCUGGAGGUGCACUCCAUAUCGCACACGGGCGAGUGGCCGCACGCGUGCGGCGAGUGCGGCAAGGGCUUCGCGCACCGCUCCGACCUGGAGGUGCACGCGAGGACGCACACGGGCGAGAGGCCGCACGCGUGCGCCGAGUGCGGCCGGGGCUUCGCCCGGCGCUCCCACCUGGAAGCGCACUCGGCGUCGCACGCAGGCGAGUGGCCGCACGUGUGCGGCGAGUGCGGCAAGGGCUUCGAGCACCGCUUUUCUUUGGAGAAGCACGCGCGGACGCACACGGGCGAGAAGCCGCACGUGUGCGCCGAGUGCGGCAAGGGCUUCUCGCAGAGCGGCCACUUGAAGCGACAUUCUAGGACGCACGCUGCCGAGUGGAAAUCUUGAAUCGAAGCGGUUUUUUUUUCCUCCUUUUGUUUUACUUCCCCUUUUUCCUCCCCCAUUUGGCUUCGAGCGAUGUUUUUUUUUCGUUUUGGCUAAAUACGCUCGCCCGUCGUAUAUAUAGUAGCCGUAGUGUGAUGUUGUAUUAGGGAUAUAACAAAUAAACUGAAAAAAAGUCA